AUGUGGAGAAACGGGCACCUUCCUACUCUGUUGGUAGGAAAGUAUACUGGGUACAUCAGAGAAGGGUUCCUGGCCAUACAGCAUGCCAUAGAUAAAGCCAUCAUGCUCUAUCAUAAGAGCAGUGCUAGCCAGAAACUGUUUGAUAGUAUCAGUAUCUUUAUUCAGAGAUUUCCACACCCAGCUUAUUCUCAUGAUGGAUUAAUUUGGAUCACUAGUAGCAUCCUCCCUUUGAUAUUCAUACUCAUGUUCUCUCCAACUGUACUUUCCAUCAUGCGAUCCAUUGUCUGGGAACGGGAAAAAAGAUUGAAGAUUAUCAGUGAGCCAUUCUUUCGCUUCAGUGAUGGUAGUUUCAUCUUUGUUUUUCUUAUGUGUUAUGCCAUUGCUUCAAUAUUCUUUGCCUUUAUGGUUAGCACGUUCUUCAAUAAAGCCCAUUUGGCUGCUUCUGCUGGAAGUCUCCUGUAUUUUGCCAGUUUCUUUCCAUAUAAUGCCAUUUCCCAUUACUACGGACCUAUAACCCUCACUCAAAAGGUGGCUGCCUGUCUCAGCUCAAAUGUUGCGUUGGCACUGGGGGUUAGUCAUCUGCUCAAGUUGGAAUUAAAACAAAUUGGUAUUAAGUGGGAUAACAUUUGGACACCAGUCAGCAUUGAGGAUAACUUCCUUUUUGGCUAUAUUUUGGUAAUGCUUUUACUUGAUGCUGUCUUGUACGGCCUUGUGACCUGGUAUAUAGAAACUGUCUUUCCAGGGCUGUAUGGUGUGCCCCAGCCAUGGUACUUUUUUCUUAUGCCUUCAUACUGGUUUGGUGAAACAAAAAUAAGGAGAAAACAAGAAAUGAAAAGCUGUGAAAAAACUCCAAGCAUGCAUUUUGAGGCUGAACCUACUAGUUUGGUGGCAGGUAUCCAGAUCAAAAAUUUAUACAAGGAAUUCAAUAACAAAGUAGUAGUAAACAACAUGUCUUUGAAUUUAUAUAAAGGGCAAAUCACUAUUCUUCUAGGACAAAAUGGGGCAGGAAAAACCACAACCUUGUCUAUUCUCACAGGUCGUUAUCCUCCUACCACAGGAGAGGUCUGUUUUCAUGGAUAUGAGAUCUCAAAGGACCUAACUGAGAUUCACGAAAACUUGGGCUUCUGCCCACAGCAUGAUUUGUUGUUUAAUGACUUGACACUCUCAGAACACCUUUUUUUCUACUCUGUGGUAAAAAGAAUGUAUCAUAAGGUGUAUGUUACAGAAAUUGACCAUAUGCUGUCUACUUUUAACCUACUAGAAAAGCGUGACACAUUUUCAAAGUCACUGAGUGGAGGAAUGAAACGCAAACUCGCCGUCAUUAUAGCACUUUUAGGGGAACCCAAGGUGGUGAUACUUGAUGAACCAUCAUCUGGCAUGGACCCAGUCUCAAGAAGAGCCACCUGGGAUCUCCUUCAGCGGUAUAAGCACAAUCGUACCAUCUUCCUGACCACCCACUACAUGGAUGAAGCAGACCUCCUAGGCGACCGCAUUGCCAUCAUGGUCAGGGGGACCUUGCAGUGCUGUGGUUCUUCUGUCUUCCUGAAACAAAUAUAUGGUGCUGGAUAUCACCUAGUCAUGGAGAGGGAAUCACAUUGUGAUGUUGAAAAGAUCUCAGCAGUAAUUCACUCUCAUAUUCCAGAUGCCACUAUGGAAAACAUUACUGAAGCUGAAUUAUCAUUUAUCCUACCCAAAGAAUAUACACACAGGUUUGAAGCUCUGUUUAAUGAUCUGGAAGAGAAACAGCAAGAACUGGGCAUUGCCAGCUUUGGUGCCUCAAUCACUACCAUGGAAGAAGUCUUUCUUAAGGUCAACAGCCUGGCAAAUUCCCAAAUGGAUGUUCGGGCUACCCACUUUCCUUCCUUGAAGGGCCAGAAUGUAAGACAAGACAUGAAGUGGAAUACGAAUAUUUCCAGAUACCAUGAGAGACCUCUUUUUUCUAGAUUAAAUGAAAUUGAUAACAUUAAAUUUAAUACUGGGUUUUCACUUUACCUCCAGCAAUUUCAUUCCAUGUUUAUAAAGAGAGCACUAUUCACUUGGCGAAAUUGGAAGUUGAUACUGUUACAUAUAUCUGUAAUUUUGGUUUUAACUACAUACCAAUUAAUAACUGUAAACCCACAUUAUGACCUGCCUGCCAGAGAAUUGGAUUUGAGUCAGUAUGGUCGAACAAUUGUGCCUUACUCAAUUUCAGGGAAUUCUGAUUUGGCUCUGAAUCUCAUAAAUAAUCUUGAGAUUUUUCUAAAACGUAAGAAUCAAGAACUUCGGGAAGUGCAAGGUAAGGUAACAAAACAUAUAAUGGAAAAUAAAGGAUUUCAUGAGUUCUCCAUUAUUGCAGUUUCCAUUGAGGUUGAGAAAAACAAAACAGUAUUUACUAUUUUGUUCAAUAAUGAGGCAUACCAUUCAGCUGCAAUAUCACUGGCGGUGUUAGACAACAUUCUUUUUAUGUCACUUUCUGGUCCCAAUGCUUCAAUCAAAGUCUCCAACAAGCCUCAACCUGUCGCUCUUCAUGGUUCCAACGUAAAACCUACAAAUGGAUUACAAAUUGUAAUAUGUUUGGCUUUUGGCAUGGCACUUGUGGUCGGUAGCUUUUGCCUUCAGACAGUGACUGAGAGAACCACGAAGGCAAAGCACAUCCAGUUUGUGAGUGGGGUCUCUGUACUUACUUACUGGCUCUCUGCUCUUCUGUGGGAUCUCAUCUACUUCUCCAUUCUCUGCUGCUUACUCCUGGUAGUGUUCACGUUCUGCAAAGUGGAUGCAUUUGUUACAAAUUACAACUUUCUGGACACAAUGAUGAUCCUUUUGCUGUAUGGUUGGUCUGUUGUUCCUCUUAUGUAUCUUGGAAGCUUCCUGUUUUCUAGUAGUACUGCUGCCUACAUCAAGCUCACCCUCUUUAACUACUUUUCAACUAUUUUCAGUCUCAGCAUAUACUUCAUAAGACAAUACCAUGAAAAGGAUUUUGCUCACUACACCAAAACCCUCAUAGAUAGUAUAUUAAUAAUGCUUCCUGGUUUCAACUUUGCAAUGAGUAUCAGCAGAUUCUUUGAUAACUAUGAGGUGAAAAAGUGGUGUACCAGUCGAGUUCAAAAUAUAUACGUGAACUGCAGUAAACCACCUAUUGAGAACAAUAUCUAUAGUUUUGGAGAAUAUGGGAUUGCACAAUUUUUGAUUGCAUUGGCUGUCUUGGGCUUAUUGUAUCUCCUUUUGCUUUUGUGUGUGGAGACUACAUCCUGGAGCUUGAAAAACUUUGUGUUUCAUAAAAUUAUAUCUAAUGUCCACAACAUAUUCACAAAAGGCAAGUCUGCAGUGUCCAACCAAGUAACCAAGGACUAUGAGGAUGAAGAUGUAAAAAAUGAAGAAAAGAAAGCCCUGACAUGGACCACGUUAUGUAACACCCCACUAGUUCUAAAAGAACUUAGAAAGAUUUAUUAUAAGUGUCCAGUUGUAAAGGCUGUAAGAAGUAUCUCCCUUGUAGUAAAAAAAUAUGAGUGCUUUGGGUUACUUGGAUUAAGUGGAGCUGGAAAAACCACUACAUUCAAAAUAUUGACUGGAGAGGAGACCCCAACAUCUGGAGCUGUGUUAAUUGAUGGCUUUAGCAUCACCAAAAGUAUCGGAAAGAUUAGGUCACGAAUUGGCUACUGUCCUCAAGAUGACCCCUUGCUGAACCAUAUGACAGGUCACGAAGUGCUUAUCAUGUAUGCCAGGCUGCGAGGGGUCCCUGAGCCAGACAUUUGCAAGUAUGUGGAAACCUUUUUGCAUGCGGUGCACCUGGAAACAAAUGCUAACAACUUCGUCCACAUAUACAGUGAAGGAAACAAACGUAGAUUAAAUAUUGCUAUUGCCCUUAUGGGAAAUUCCUCAAUUGUCUUCUUGGAUGAGCCAUCUACUGGCUUAGACCCAGUAGCCAGACGCCUGCUCUGGGACACAAUUACAUGGAUGUGUAAAAGUGGCAAAGCUAUCAUCAUAACUUCCCACAGCAUGGAAGAAUGUGAAGCCCUCUGUUCCAGACUGGCCAUCAUGGUAAAAGGGAAGUUCAGGUGCCUGGGCAGCCCUCAGUACCUCAAGAACAAGUUUGGUAAUGGAUACAUUCUGACAGCAAAGAUUAAAUUUGAAAACAAUAAAGAUAAACUAAAGAAGUUCAAAGAAUUCAUGGCAGCAACUUUCCCAGGUAAUGACAUACACCAGGAGCAUCAAGGGAUUAUUGGCUACUACAUUCCAAAACAGGACAUCUGCUGGGGAAAGGUGUUUAGUAUUUUGGAAGAAGCUAAAGCGCUAUUCAAUCUAGAAGACUAUUCUGUCAGUCAGAUAACACUGGAACAAAUCUUCCUGACUAUUGCUAAUACUGAUACAAAACAGGAAAUACUCAAAUAAAUCUGCUAUGAGAUUCAGUUCCAAUCAGUGACCGGAUCAUAGAUUCAAAACGAGCAUUUGGAUCAUCAAAAAAUCAAACACACACUAGAGUUAGGGAGCUGUUAGUAUGUUCUUUAGAAAGGUGGUGAUUGGCAUAUAUAUUUGUAAGUCCAGAAAUCCACUUUGGUUAAAGGUUAGAAAAGGAAGUAAGAAUACCACUAAUAAGAGUAAGUCAAGGCAAACAUUUGAUCAGAUGUGACCAGCAUAUGGGUUUCAGGAAGACACAAAUACUGAAUAAUGCAGUACUCACACAGACAUAAAUACUGAUAAUGCAAACCAAAAAGAAGUCUGAUGAGACAGGAUCCAGCUUCCACAGGAAUUGGAAUAGGUGGGCAAAAUGUCCUGGAGAACAGACACAACAUACUAACCUCAGAAAGUUUGAGAAUUAACAGUCUUUUGCCAAAAUAGUUUCCAAAUACUUCC
Hyaena hyaena (striped hyena) is the source of this 4830-nucleotide messenger RNA. RefSeq names its product ATP-binding cassette sub-family A member 3-like. NCBI's taxonomy places the organism in Eukaryota, Metazoa, Chordata, Mammalia, Carnivora, Hyaenidae. Gene Ontology annotation, molecular function: ABC-type transporter activity; lipid carrier activity; ATP hydrolysis activity. Gene Ontology annotation, biological process: transmembrane transport; lipid transport. The transcript has 27 exons. Gene Ontology annotation, cellular component: intracellular membrane-bounded organelle; membrane. Bases 1 to 4368 code for a protein of 1455 amino acids. The record is from RefSeq and is a predicted model, not a curated record.